Molecule: messenger RNA, 999 nt
Organism: Alternaria atra
Lineage: Eukaryota; Fungi; Ascomycota; Dothideomycetes; Pleosporales; Pleosporaceae
Exons: 3
Coding region: 1-999 (332 amino acids)
Biological process (GO): protein folding
Cellular component (GO): endoplasmic reticulum membrane
Source: RefSeq, a predicted model, not a curated record
AUGGGCUUCGGCGACUUCCAGACGAUUUGCGAAAAGGCACCGAUACCACUAUGCGCUCUUGUGGGUCACCAGGAUAUCAACAAUGGCGUGGGCAUCCAGACAGAGUGCUAUGCGCGGACGAUUGAAAUUGCGAAUACCCUCAUCUUCGAGGCGGCGAACGACUUCAUGCACAUCUUGGCCAUGGUAAUGACAGUCGUUAUGAUCAUCCAUGUGCGCUCAAAGUUCACAGCUGUUGGCCGAAAGGAAAUCACCUCCUUCUUCUACAUCUACCUGCUCCUGACCAUCAUAUCGCUCGUCCUCGAUGCCGGUGUCGCUGCCCCAGGUUCCGCCGCAUAUCCGUACUUCGCCGCUGUCCAGAACGGUCUUGUGUCCGCGCUAUGCACCUGUUUGCUGAUCAACGGCUUUGUCGGCUUUCAACUCUACGAAGACGGCACUACCUUGUCCAUAUGGCUUCUGCGUCUCUCCACUCUCGUCAUGUUCAUUGUUGGCGGUGCUGUGAACCUCCUAACCUUCAAGGGCUGGGCUGGACUGAGCCCUGGAAACCCCAUCGGUAUCUUCGUCGUCACGUACAUCGUCAACGCAAUCUGCCUCUUCAUCUACACAGUUAGCCAAAUCAUCCUCGUCGUAGGAACGCUAGAAGACCGUUGGCCACUCGGUGAUAUCUCAUUUGGCAUCUUCUUCUUUGUCAUCGGCCAGGUCAUUCUCUACGUCUUCAGCGACACCAUCUGCGACCAAGUGCAGCACUACAUCGAUGGUCUUUUCUUCGCAACCAUUUGCAAUCUGCUCGCAGUCAUGAUGGUCUACAAGUACUGGGAUUCCAUUACUCGCGAAGAUCUCGAGUUCUCCGUCGGCGUCAAGCAACACAACUGGGAGGUCAAGGAGCCCUUCCCCGAGGAGGACAAGCGUGGCACCAUGUACCAGCAAUCUGAGUACGAGCCAUCGCUAUAUCAGCAACCAUACCACCCGCGCAACUCGCACUACUCUGCCGUCGGCCACUAA